AACAGAUAGAUGGGCAGAUAAGAUUACAAAAAACAUCGAGAACAUUUGCUCCAUACGAAAGCAUUUAUCCGACUUGUGUGCAGCUACGCGCGCGAUGUAACGCGCACUAGUGUGUGUGUGUGUGUGUGCGCGUCGCAUGACAUGGCGCACGUAUGUAAGAUUGUGUGGGUAGCGUGUACGCGCGCGAGCGUUUGUGCAACACAUUAUCCGCCGUAUCUAAAUAUCUACGCCACCGCGAAGUGUAGUGCACCUCGUCGAUUUUGGCCGGCGCGUCGUGUCGUGUCGUACGUUUGCGAUAGCGGUUCCCAGCGUCACGACUCGCGGAAACGACCUGUUCCUGCAAACUGAGCCGUUCGCUUCUUCACGAAGUGCCAGCCGAUUAAAGGAACGUCAACGUCGGCCGCAACCUAUAUUUUUGUACUACAUGGAAGGGCCAUGUAACCUACGCUAGUGAAGUGUAGCAAAUGGAAGGUUUUAAGGUGAAAGAUGAACCGAUGGAUGCAUUAGCCAUAGACAGUCAGGUUAUGGUAAACUUUUUGAUGAGAACAUUGUGAGCGUCGUGCUUAAAGAGGAACCAGGUGACAGAUUUGAUCCCGACUACAUGGAGGAUAUUUGCUCAGGCACUUUCGAGAAGGUAUUUCUGCCUAUCGAAAACAAUGAAGUGGAUUUCUCCAAUGAAAUGGUAAAGCUAGAGUUGGAAGGAGAAUCUACUAGUCAUCAUAAUUGGACGGCACAAAUAAAUGCCAAUCUAUGCGACAAAGAAGAUAGUGUAAUGCAACGAUGUUUGGCUAACACAAAUUUUUUACAAGUGCAAGACCCUGAGAAGCAUCACGGAUUUUGUCAAAACGGGCAACAAGCAAAAUUUUAUAAAAUACAAUGCUCAAUUUGCAAGAAGUGGUUUCUGAACAAUGACUCCAUGGUGACACAUCUAAGAAUGCAUUGUAGCGGAAGUCAGUGCGAAGUUUGUCAGCAGAAUUUUCCCGAUAACUCCAGCUUACACGCUCACAUGUUGACUCACGUUGGAAUGAGCCCAUUGGAAUGCAACAUCUGUCAAAAAAGAUUCGCUUAUAAAUGGUGCUUGAGAAGCCACAUGCAACUACACGUGUUGGACAAACCAUACGAUUGCGAUGCGUUGCAGCAAGCUUUUAUGAAGCGAGCAGGUAUGAACGAUCAGAUGAUGCAUAUCGAAGAGAGACCGUUCGAAUGUGACGUAUGCCACGCGUCGUUCAAGGAGAAGAUUACUUUAAACCGGCACAUGUCCAGCCAUGUCGGAGACAGAUCCUACAAGUGUGAAAUCGCAGCGUUUAGAGAAAAAGCGAAACUGAACAUGCAUAUGCCGCUUCAUAUGGGAAAUAAACAAUUCAAAUGCACGCUAUGUCACAGAGCAUUUGCUCAAAAGACAGCACUUAACAAUCAUAUGCUGGCGCACAGCGGUGAGAAGCCACACGCGUGCAACAUUUGUGAGAAAACUUACAAGAGAAAAUCAGAAUUAAUUAGGCAUACUAUGGUUCAUACCGGUGAAAGACCGUACGAAUGUAAAGAAUGCUUGAUGACUUUUCGCGAAAAGGCCAAAUUAAAUUCCCAUAUGCUAGUUCAUACGGGGGAGAAGCCGCAUGAAUGUCACAUUUGUCACAAGGCAUGCGCACGGAAAUCAGAUUUAAAUAGCCACAUGUUGUUGCACACCGGCGGUCAAUAUGAUUGUAAAGUCUGCGAUAAGAUUUUUACCAGGAAGUCGGAUCUAAAUAGACACACGCUGAUACACACCGGUGAGAAGCCGUUCGCAUGUGAUUUAUGCGACAUGGCGUUCAGGGAAAAGACCAGAUUGAACUCGCAUAUGCUCAUACAUACAGGCGACAAGCGACACGCUUGCCACAUUUGCCACAAAACAUUCAAGGAGAAGUCAUCGUUGAGGAAACACAUGUUAAGCCACACUGGUGACAGACCAUACGAAUGCUAUGUGUGUCACAAAGCCUUCACGCAGAAGACCACGCUGACCAGCCACAUUCUUGUUCACGCCGGUGAGAGACCCUUUGAGUGCAGUUCUUGUCAAAAAAUAUUCAAAGACAAAGCAGCGUUGAAAAAACACUUAUCGAUGCACGUUAAUGAGAAAACUCACGAAUGUCUUAUCUGUAUGAAAAAAUUUGCCCAUAAGACAGCAUUAAAUAAUCACUUGUCCACGAGCCACAUAUCCUAACUACACGGAUCUAGUCCAUUACAGCUUUCUGUUUCUUUACAUUGAGCACUGUAUGUUUGUAGCUGUAUAGUAUAUUUCCAAUAAUUAUAUACCUACAUCUGUUUUAUAUGCCAAUAGGUCCGAAAGUCGUAUUUUUUCUGUGUAUGGAGAUAAUAAAUUAAUUUCUAAGUAUUACUGCCAGUCACUUUACGCUCCUACCUAAGGACGAGUGAAACCAUUAAAACGCUUAUAAUUCAUACAUUCCAACUUGAAACUGGUAUUGUUAAAUAGUACAUCUCUAAAAAUUAAUAAAUAUCUACACAAUAUGCCAUUGGCAAAAGAAACAGAAAGUAAUUUAUUAAUUACUUCGUUAAGUUGAAAAUGAUAAAGACACAUAAAAACUAUUGGAUAUAAGCAUAACAAUUAUUUAAUCCAUGUAAACAAGAGGUUUGUAUUGGUCAACUCUAUAAUUUUUUUGUAAUUGUGAGCUAGAUGUAGCCAAUUAUACCUGAAAUAAUAUGACAAGAUUCUAUAAUUUUAUGUAAACAGUACUGUAUGUCGAGUUAAAAAUUGCGAGAUCAGUUAAGAUAUAAGGUCAUAACGUGUCACUGGCUAUUUACAAUUUAUAAUAUUUAAAUUUAUUAUUGCAAAUUUUUUUAUUAAAUGCAAAGCCAGUAAAUGCAAAACCAGUCAUAAAAUUUAAUUUAUACCAGCGGUAUAUAUCAGUGAAAUUGAUUCAAUAAUUCGCUGUUCUUGAAAAUAUGAUGCAACAAGCUGAAAAAGGGAAAAUUAAUAUAUUGGAGUCCUCCAUUAAUUUCCUCUAAAUCAUAUUUUCAAACGCACCUGAUCUCAUGUCAUAUUGCCUGAGCAUUCAUAAUUGUCCCAAUUUUCCAUUCCUCGAUUAAUGACCUCCGCCUAUACUUGUGCGCAUAAUUCCAAUAAGACCCUAUUUCCUAAAUUAUACAUAAAUACAUGUGUAAAAUUUGUUCUAAGUUUCUAAACUGUCAUAUUGAAUAUAACGUAACGCAUAGCGUGAAAUAACAAAUAAGGCAAAAUUUUAUGUAAACAUUAGAAUACAUUUGAAUCCCAAGAGCCUUAUGAGAUCUAUCUAGAUGAUCAUCUCUAAUUAACGAAUCAAUGUUAUUUGGUAAACUAUAGCAAUAAGUGUUAUUCAGGAUCAGCGAUAUCUUAGAGUAUUUUGAAUCAUGACGUCAGAAGUGUGAGAAAUAGGAAUAAGUACAUACACACAAAUAAUUGUUGCGACUUGCGUGUACAAAAGUGACGUUUUAUUGACUAAACUAAUUUAUCUCGAUAUGUGAUACGAACUCGAUAAACAAUGAAUGAAUAUCAUAAUAGCUAUUAAUAGCGACAAUUUAUAUAUAAUGGUUCAGAUGGAUUUCAAAUUAUUUUAUAUUGGCAUGUAAUAUCACAUAUUAGUUAGAAAAUUACUUUAACGUUGUAAUUGUUCGGUUAGAUGUAGGUUUAACGAAGUUAAAACUACAUAAAUUGUUACUAAUUAUUAACAGCGCCAUGACUUAUCCAAUUGCGCAUUACAUAUUUGAACCAAUAAUGCCAAUAUAAACGUAAUUAAUGUAGUAAUCUUCAUGAUUCUUAUAGCACAAUGGACUCGCAAUGGAAAGCCUUAACGAAGACAACUGACCCUAUGCGUCCAAGAUAUCCUUUUAUAUAUUUCUCAGCGAGCUAUAAUUAUAUUUGCAUUGUAAAAAUA
Odontomachus brunneus is the source of this 3902-nucleotide messenger RNA. Its product is annotated as zinc finger protein OZF-like. The transcript is spliced from 4 exons. Gene Ontology annotation, biological process: regulation of transcription by RNA polymerase II. Lineage: Eukaryota; Metazoa; Arthropoda; Insecta; Hymenoptera; Formicidae. Bases 602 to 2194 code for a protein of 530 amino acids. The record is from RefSeq and is a predicted model, not a curated record. Gene Ontology annotation, molecular function: RNA polymerase II cis-regulatory region sequence-specific DNA binding; DNA-binding transcription factor activity, RNA polymerase II-specific.